AUGGUUUUCUCGGCUAAUUAUCAGGACUCGCUGAAGCGCCAAAUCAAUGCCUUGUCAGCCCAUCCACUUGACCCUCGUGUGAGGGCUAAACUUUCUGACCUCAGCUACAAGCUCUCCGAUCGUUGUCCUCCUCGCUUCUGUCGGGCCUUCCUGUGGGGUCUGCCCGACAAAGUUAGCAGUAUCGAAGCGGGCUCGGCAAUAAAUGCUAAGACAGGGCACGAAGCAUUCAAGACUAGCCUUAUAUUCACUGGCCAGGGCGCACAGCUUACGGUCGGAAUAGUCGCUACUAUCAGAAUUAACCGAGCCCCGUCCCUCUACGCACCCAAGCAAGCCCAAGUUCUCGCAGCCCUUCGUCACGGCGCUACAGCUCGCCCAGCUAGCGGUCCUCGAGUCUUAGAAUGUGCAGGCACAUAUGAUCUCGUUAGGCUGGAUGUGAAGGCUGUACAUCCCUAUCUAGAUGCUACGUCAGUUGGAGAAGACGUCUUCAUCGCUUACUAUAAUAGUCCUGCCAGUGUCACCGUCUCCGGGUCUUCAGCAUUGCUCGCAGGGUUAGUGGAGACUAUCAAAGCCGAUAGCCUCUUUACACGAAUACUUCAAGUCGAAGUUACUUAUCACUCGCACCACAUGAGAAGUACGGUAAGCCAUCACGGGGACUUGCUAAAACUAUGA
Messenger RNA from Pseudomassariella vexata, 669 nucleotides. RefSeq lists its product as uncharacterized. The record is from RefSeq and is a predicted model, not a curated record. NCBI's taxonomy places the organism in Eukaryota, Fungi, Ascomycota, Sordariomycetes, Amphisphaeriales, Pseudomassariaceae. The coding region runs from base 1 to 669 and encodes 222 amino acids. The transcript is spliced from 3 exons. Gene Ontology annotation, molecular function: fatty acid synthase activity. Gene Ontology annotation, biological process: secondary metabolite biosynthetic process; fatty acid biosynthetic process.